CUGAAUGAUUGUUACUUAGCAUCAACAGAAAUAGUUUACAUUCGCGAUAUCGAAUUGCCGUGUGUUGAUAAUGAAGUGUGUUAAUAAUCAAGUGCAAUUAUUUUAAAAGCUCAACAAACGGUGUCCUGUUCCUACCUAUCCGAUGCCAUUAUUUCAAAAGGAUUUUACAAUUUAAUAGAAUAUGUAAGCUCUGCACCAUGCAACAAGUAUCGCUAAGUUGACCCCAGAGGGAGGGUUAGUUCCUCCCCCCAAGCCCCCCCCCCCUCCCACGCCCUGGGUGUUGACCCCUCUACCAGCCCCCACAGGUGUUCAAUGGCCGACCCAAAUGUAGCCAAGUUGACGGCCAGCCUAGAGGACCUGUCCUUGAAGAAGCAGCUACCUUUGAGACAGCAGACCCAGAAGCCCAUGCUAAAAUACAGCAACAACUCCAUCAAGCCCGUCCAGCUGUUUAACCAUGCUGACCUAGUUUCCGUGCGCAGCAAUGCCGAGGCCGCCCGCAACGCCUACAGCAGUCUGAGCAAUGCCUCAGCCAACAGCAACUUCUUAAAGCAGCCACUGGUACUAACAUUUCGUCCACCUCAAGUGGAAAUGCUGCCCCAAAAUCUGCCACAACGAAGGGUCACAGCAACCCAUACGCCCGCCCGCUGAGUGCCAAAGACAUUGCGAGUGACCUUCAAUCACAGCAGCAGAAGAUCAAGAAGACCAACAGUGUAUCUCAGAUGCAAUCAGGUCCCAAUGCCAUGUUUAAUAUCGGACCAGACGGAACGCCAGUAUUUGGUUAUCCAAUGAACGCGUUCAUGCGUCCCCAGAGUGCCUUGCGAAAGGAGACUCCUGCACAGACCUCCGUAGCGAAAUCUACAACAACGAAAAAAACUAGCGAGGAAACAACAGCAUCGAAAACUGGAGCGACGAAAUCUACCGCCACCGCGAGUCCUAGAAAAGAAAUUCCGCCGACAAAGCUAGAACGGGAAACUGACCUUAGUCUGAAUGGUCAGUCAAAUAAUAAAGAAAAUAGUGGACUGAAGAAUCAGUUCGGACCGGCGUCAAAAGUAAUACCUGCUUCGAGUAGUUCACAGUUGUUAAAUCAGAGUGUUAAUAGCCCCUCUUCUAGUCCUGAAAAGGUGUCUGCAGCCUCACAGACUCAAAAUAGCACCCUUGCAAAGAAUGUGGACUCAAGCUUGAGCUCCAUUCCCUUAACUCAAGAAGUGGGCUCGGAAAAUAGUUCAAAGGCUGUUGCGUACGCUAAACCAGUCUCUUCGCUGCCGCGUCCGGGUUCUGCCGUGAAAUCUGUUACGCCAGAUUCGCAGAUGCCAGUUCGGAACCUGAAUUACACUCCCACUAAACCGUACCACGAAGUGGCGAAUCCAAAACCUGUAAUUUCAGCCACAACCAAAACUCAACAGACUAGCGAGACUAUAAUAACCGUGAAAGCAGAGCCGCCGAAAGGCGUAACUUAUAUGGCUCCCUCUGUAAUAAAUAAGCCAAAUAAGGCAAACAAGGCUGCCUUAAGCCAGAGCAGCGGCUCAAAUAGUUCCAAACUGUCCAGUGACAGUUCUUCAUCGGGAACAAUGUACUAUAGCAAGAAGUCGAAAGCGGAUAUUAUGAUUCACGAACAACGCCCGCCAGCCAUUGGUGCGCCUUCCAAACCCCUUCGAGGAGCUGAAAAGGGGUCGGCCACAAAUUUUACGUCUGGGUCAGAAUUGGAUGAAGCAGCAGAUGAUGAGUCAGAAAUUCUGUCAGGGGAGAGGAUGCCAGGUGAUGGGGAGGCCAGCCUACUUGGGGAUGAAAAUGAGGACGAGGACUUCCCAGAAGAUUGUGAAGAUGACAUCGUGGACAAUCUAGAUGAUGACUUCGUUGGAGGAUCCGACGGCGAGUCCGAUGGGUAUUCCUUUACCAGCAGUAGCAUGUCACGCCCCUCAACCUCGACACAACGCCUAAAGUCACGACCCGUGAGCGCUGUAGAAAGUGAGGUCAUCAGCGUCAGUCGAUCUCAGACGGCCUCGCCAGAUAGGAGCAUCAAGCCUCCACUGACCAAGAGUUUGUUUCCAAACAUUCCGCCAGUCGUGACUUUCGUUGCUGAGGGCGACAAAGUUGAGCAACUACCAUGGGAAGUGAGAAAAUACCUUAAAUGGCGUAUAACCUCCAUAACUCCGAACGUUGUGAAACACUGCCUGGCGCGAUCAGGAUUUCGGAUCACGAAACGCAACCAUGACUGGCUGGGCUGCUGGGGAAAGCACAUGAAAUCUCAGGGAUUCAAGGCUUUAAGAGAGUAUCAGAAGCUGAACCAUUACCCAGGGUCAUUCCAAAUCGGCCGCAAAGAUAGACUGUGGCGUAACCUCUCAAAGAUGCAGGUCCAUUUCGGGAAGAAGGAGUUUGGGUUUUUCCCGCAGACCUACUGCCUUCCAUAUGACUCAAAGCUCCUGAAACGAGCCUUUGAAGACGGAAGUACAAAGCAGAAAUGGAUAGUUAAACCACCAGCUUCUGCUCGAGGUAUCGGAAUCAAGGUUAUCAGCAAACUAACCCAAGUACCAAAGAAACGGCCUGUCAUAGUUCAAAGGUAUCUUGCCCGUCCCUACCUUAUCAACGAUAGCAAGUUUGACAUGAGAGUCUAUGUGUAUGUCAGCUCGUUCGAUCCGCUACGGCUCUACGUGUUUGAAGACGGACUUGCAAGAUUUGCCUCAAUGAAGUAUUCCAGUUCCAUGAAACAUCUCGCAAACAAGUUCAUGCACCUGACAAACUACUCGGUGAACAAGAGAAACGCUGACUACCAGGCCAAUGCAGACGAUACUGUGUGUCAAGGGCACAAGUGGAGUCUGAAGGCGUUGUGGAACUACAUGAAGCGGCAGGGAAUCAACACGAAUGCUAUAUGGGAGAGCAUGAAGGACCUCAUUAUCAAGACCAUUAUCUGCGCUGACAGCCCAGUGAACAGCUUGGUUAAAGCGAACUGCAAGAGUCGCUACUGCGUUCAUGAGUUGUUUGGUUUUGACAUUCUACUGGAUGAGAGCUUAAAGCCGUGGGUCCUAGAAGUCAACAUCUCACCAAGUUUGCAUUCAAACUCGCAGCUGGACGUGAACAUCAAGGGUCAGAUGAUCAAAGACCUCAUGAACAUCUCUGGAAUCCGAGUGCCCGACAAGCACGACGUCGUGCCGCAUGCACCUCAGACCAGCGGCCCUCCAGAUCUCAGCAAUUAUGUGCCACCCAAUAAUGUCUGCAUGGACAAACGCUUGUUCAGUCAGCAACUCUCCCCAGAUGAGAGAGCAAAGCAUGCGUACUAUAGCCAGCGGUAUCAAGAUGAGCAAGUACAGCAGACGAUACUGGACAUCCUGACGCCGGACAAUGUACGGUUCCUCACGGAGUCCAUUGACGAGGACUCUAGGAAGGGCGGGUUCCAGAGGGUCUUCCCCACGCCUUCCACCCACAAAUACCUCAAGUACUUCGAGACGCCCCGUUACUACAACCUGCUACUCAACCAGUGGGUGCAGCGCUUCAACCGCAUGGAACAGAGGGGGAUUGCCCUGCUCCAGUCUCUGUGCACAGAAGGCCUACAUCUGGAGCUUUGUACAGAGAACCACAACCACCAGUGGAAUCCCCCGAACGCCACCUGCCACUCGUAUCGGGGAGAUCGUUUGCUGAGUGCCCCGGUCUCGAAACAUUUGAAAGACGGCGAGGCCUUAAAAUCCAGUGAGAUGCAGGGUAUGUACUGUUUUGAGGACACAUGCCCACGGCCCACUGUCCACAAGCGGCAUAAAGCCAGGUGACUGUCAGUCCGUCUACCCAGGAGUUGUUCUCCGGAGGCUCCAUGCCAGUGUUCUCCUCAAGUCGGUACCAGCGACAGACCAUGCGUAUCAUGAAACAAGAAAUCUCCAAGCAGCAAGCGCGAAAAACAAAGAAGAAACAGCAGCUGACCACUGACCAUGCUCUGAAACAGCCUUGACCCUGAGUGACCUUGGCUCCUGACCUUUGGUGACUUUUGAUUCCUUGUUACCAUAGUAGCGCCAACUGAUGGUUAUUCUGACCAUUGACAACACCAAUAAGCAACUUUGACCUUGGGUCGUCUUUUGACCUUUGGUUUCCAUGGUUUCAUCACCAAGAAAUAAGCGUGCACUGUGAUUUUGCUAGACUGGCUGUUAAUAACAUACAUAGCUGUGCUUUUUUGCGGUUAUAAAUGUUUAUUACUUUCAGGUUGUAUCAAAUCUCUGGCGUAUUGUGAAAUAUAUGGGCUGUGCUCUGUGAAAAGCGGCAAUCAUGCAUGCGAGUAAAGUAUCGUCCCAGAUUAGCCUGUGCAGUCCGCUCAGGCUAAUCAGGGACAACACUUUCUGCCUAAACUGGAUUUUUGAAAAGAAGAGACUCUUUUAAAUAUCAUAAAAGCGGUAAGUGUCGUCCCUGAUUAGCUUGUGCAGACUGCACAGGCUAAUCAGGGACGACACUCUACGCACAUUCAUUAAACCCUUUUUUCACAGAGCACAGUCCAUGAUAGUUAAAGAUGAUGCUAAAAAGAGGAGUAGUGGGAAAUUAUUUUUUGCAACAAUACGUGAGAAAGUUAAUAAAAGUGAUAUAUUCCCAACUAAGUAUUUGUUUAAUGGCAAUAUAAAAACAAUUAAGUGCUUUAAGUGUGACUUUAAGUCUCUUACAGUCGUUUUGUUCAAGAGAUGCAUAGAAAUUAAUUGUGAUACACUGUUUUUUUUCCUCAAAAACUGUCAAUAAUUUAUUUAAAGUCUUGACUUUAAUUUAAAUAAUUUUAAAAUAUUUUUGGACCACAGAUUUAUGGUUGAUUUGAGCAACACAGUUUUUCAAAUAGUGUUUGUUUAAAAAAAAAAUAUCAAGGCAUUUUGGGAGUUUUAGUUGUGGAGCAAAAAACCUAUGGGGGUAGAUGGAUACAUUUAGUCAAUUAAAAGCACCCAUUUUGUCAUUUGAUGAACAGCUUUUUAUUUACAUUUCAUUUCAAGCAUUGGUUGGGACCAUCUUCAUUAGUAUUAAAUUGUUGUGCUUUUCCAUUAAACAUAUUGAUACAUGAAAUAUUGUUUUGUAUUAUUAUAAUUAUAAUCAUUACUUUCGGUUAACCAGAAAUGCUAAAAUUUGUGACAUUAUGAAAAUGUUGCAUUAAGCCUAUCAAAAUCAUCCAUAUAUUUAUUGAUCAUUUGAUAAUCUAUUUGCGCAACAAACAUAAAUUCCUAUUACAUUUAGAACUGGUUUUUGAAUAGGAGUUUGAGAGCAUUUCAAUCAAAGCAGACUGUUUUCUUUUAUUGAUAAAUACUUAAAACAAAUACAUUAUUCAUUCUAGAUAAUUUCAUCUUGUUCAUUUUCUCGAUAUGUGAAUAUUUUGUUUAUCACACUUCACUGGAGUAAGUCAAAGUUCAUCCAAUCACAUAAAAAACAUAAUAAGACAUGUCAUAACAUCAUAAAAUUCUAUUUUGAAUGAAAGCGCAUUUGCUAGGCCCCAUCAUCAGCAUUAUUAUGUAUUUAAUUUUCAAGCUUAUGUAUUGUUUCACUAUUACACAAUGUGAUUUUCCAUAGACCUACGGAAGGUUUUAGUGCCAAUAAAUGUGUAAGUUAUUUCAAAUAUAGUAUAACCUAGACUACCAUUAUGUAAUACAUGUAUGUCAUAUGGUUUUAUAUGUAACUUAGUCAUUUAAAUAAAUUUUAGUGUUACUUUGUAUUUUUAAUAUAAUGUUGGCUACAUGUAUGUACAUUAGAGACAUAAUUGACAUGAGUCUGUGAAAACAAGGUUUUCAUAUACAUGUACAUGUAGGGAUUUAUUCAUUAGCUAAAAUUUAUUUAACAGUGGCUGUUAUAGUUGUUACAUUUAAAAAUUCAGAAACUGUUCUGGACCUCUAUUUGCCAAGUUCAUUUGACAAUAUGUAUGAAAAACUAUUUUUUCCCCAACAAUCCCUCAAAGAGGCUAUUUCAUUUCACUUUUACCAUUAAAAUGUUUUUAAAAUAAUGGUUAAAAUUGCUUUAAUCAGUCAAACAAAAUUCUGUUUGACCAAGGAAGCCCAAAUUUUGUAUUGGUACUUGAGGCCAAAAAUGUGUUACACGCUAGCCUACCAAUAAAAUGUUACAUGCCUGUUGUAUAAUAAAAUGUUACAUGCAGGCCAAUCAAUGAAAUUGUACAGGCCCCUGACCAAUAAAAUGUUACAUUCCUAUAGACCAAUACAAUGUGAAAUGCCAACCGACCAAUAAAAUGUUACAUUCCAAAAGACCAAUAAUUUUUUUUAUUCAUACUGACUUAUAAAAUGUUUCAUUCCUAUAGACCAAUACAUUUUUACAUUACCAGUGACCAAUAAAAUGUUCCAUACCCGCUGACCAAUAAAAUGUUUCAUGCUCGCCGACCAUAAAAUGUAAGAUUUCCCGCCGACCAAUAAAAUGUUACAUGCCUGUUGUUCAAUAAAAUGUAACAUGCCUGCUGAAAAAUUAUUACAUGCCUGCCAACCAAAAAAAUUUGACAUGCCUGUCAACCAAUAAAAUGUAACAGGCCUGCUGACCAAAAAAUGUUACAAAAAUAUCUUACAGAUCAAAAAGUGUUACAUGCCUGUCAACCAAUGAAAUGUAACAGGCCCGCCAGUAUGAAAUAGAGAAUUGAGUCAAAGCCCGGUUCAACAUUAAGCAAUGUAGAGCUUGUUCUUAUUUUAGAUCUCUGUUAAAUGUUUACCUUUAGCCUUGGAAAGAAAACAUUGGAUAACACAUGUAAACAUUGAUCUGAAAUUUUAUUUUAAAAAUAAUCUGAAAUGUUUACUUGUUUACAAGUAAAAAUUGUGUGAAAAUUUUCCAUCCGAGCUUUGUUCAGUCUUAUCUCUUACUAGGACUAUACAUUUUUGUUUGUCCCCUACCGGUUUUACCGGAGGGGACUUAUGGUUUGCGCUCUGUCUGUCUGUCAGUCUGUCAGUCAGUCACACUUUUCCGGAUCCUGCGAUAACUUUAAAUGUUCUUAAUAUUUUUUCAUGAAACUUCAAACAUGGAUAGAUGGCAAUAUGGACAUUAUUCACGUCAUUUCAUUUUGUUUCUACGUCAAAAAUUCUGGUUGCUAUGGCAACAACAACAAAAAAUUCUGACAAUGGUGGAAUGUCUGACAAUGGUGGAGCCGGUAGGGGAAUAUAUUGCUUGGCAAUAGUCUUGUUAAAUUUGAAACAGAAUUAUAUAUAAUGUCUUCAUAGUCUUCAUUCCCUCUUGGUGUGUUUAUACUGCCUAUAUGGUCUAAAUGAUAGAUCAAGUGGACUUAAAUGUAUGUGUGUUUUAGUUUCUAAACCAUUAUUUUACAUUUAAGUUUUUGUUUUAAAAUAUUCAGUUAAAAUUGUUUUUGUUUUUUUCCAUUAUACAGCAAACAAAAAAGUGUACACAAAGUUAAUGUUUUAUUUUAACCCAUUUAUGCCUAGCAUCUAGAAAAAAGGCCUUGGCAAACACAGUAGACCCAGAUGCGACCUCAUCAGGGUCUGUGCUGUUUGCUUAAAUGAAUUUCUGUAAGAAAUAUUCUAAAUAUAGAAAUAAAUAUACUAGACAUAUCUAAUUCUGGAAAUAAAUUGAUCCAAUUUAGAAGGAUGGGAGAGUCCACUAGGCAUAAAUGGGUUAAUUUAGAUUCAUUCGUAUUUGUACAAGUCAUCCAUACAGUUGAUGCUGUUGUUUUGUUAUUACAUACGUUAUAUGUUAUUUAUAUUUAGUUCAGGUAGUUUUUACAAGUCCUUUUAUAGGAUGCAAACAAUUUCUGGGAUUGAUGCUUAAAUUUGUAUAGUUAUAUAGUCAAGUGUUUAAAUUUUAGAAUGCUACAUAGUUAAACGAGAAGAACCACUAAUGAUAUUUGUCAUUGUAAGUUUAAUUCAUGAAUAUUCUUAAAAAAUUCAUUUAUACUUUCUAUGAUUUUGACUGAUCAAAAAAUGUUUAUUUUACAUUUGUUACCUUAACUGGGUGAUAAUAAAGUUGUGAACAUACAUGUUGGAAAUGGGGAGUAAAAUACUUAUUUACAUCCAUCAGAUAAACCUAGAAAAAGUUGUUUUCUUCAAAUAAGAGGAUUUGUUUAUUUGUUGUAGUUAUAGUUAAUUUUGACAGGCAUUUAGUUUAUCACUGCUCGUACUGAAAAUCUUAGAUAUAAACUCUUAACAAAUGUGCAAAUCUUUGUUGAAAAUUUUGAUUUUCAUUCAACAAGCAUACAUUUAUUGGAAAUAUUCUAUGUAGAUUUCCAUUACAACAACAUUCCACAUACAAGAUACAAAUGAAAUAUGGGUCUUCUCCAAAAGAUGUUAAAAGAAUGGUGGCAUUUCUUUUUUUGUGUUUUUCUUUCAAAGCUGCGUCCAAAAUGUUGUGUCCUUUACAACAAAAAGCAAUUAGUAAAUAUAUUUAAUGUACAAUUAUAUCUUCAAAGCAUUGUUUUACAUAAAUUUCAUAUUUUUAUAGUAUCGCAAGUUUAAAUAUUGCUGUGAUAAAUAUAACAUGCCUAAUAAUUGUUACUAUUAUAAUAAAGUGUUGAAUAUAGAUA
Messenger RNA from Dreissena polymorpha, 8464 nucleotides. RefSeq names its product tubulin monoglutamylase TTLL4-like. The coding region runs from base 720 to 3758 and encodes 1012 amino acids. Gene Ontology annotation, cellular component: cilium. The transcript is spliced from 20 exons. Lineage: Eukaryota; Metazoa; Mollusca; Bivalvia; Myida; Dreissenidae. The record is from RefSeq and is a predicted model, not a curated record. Gene Ontology annotation, molecular function: tubulin-glutamic acid ligase activity; tubulin binding. Gene Ontology annotation, biological process: microtubule cytoskeleton organization; protein polyglutamylation.